Meloidogyne enterolobii is the source of this 1110-nucleotide messenger RNA. Lineage: Eukaryota; Metazoa; Nematoda; Chromadorea; Rhabditida; Meloidogynidae. The record is from the annotation of a GenBank genome assembly.
UUUUCUACUAACACGAUGGAUAAACGUUCGACUUUUGCAGAUGCAAACUGUGGCGUUUGCAAAUCUUCAUCCAAAUUUAUGAAAAAUUCUUAUAAUCGAAUUAUAACAUGCAACUUUCAAUGGAAAGUAGUCAAACUUGAAGAAAUUUACGAAGCUGUUCAACCUGGUAUAAAAACACAAUUAAUAAGUCGUCAAUUUUCGGUUCCAAGUUUUACUGAAGUGGCAUGGGAAUUAGUUCUUGAAAUUUACAAAUUAAGGCUUGAUAUUAGAACUGUUAAUAUAUGGCUUCGACAAGUAGGCCCUUGUACUAUAAAUGAUGUUGCAAAUACAAAAUAUAAAAUUUAUGUUAUCAAAGAUGACAACAACCGUGUUCUUAUUUCAAGAUCAACAAAUGAAUUGGAAGAUCAACAAAGAAUGGGGUGUACUACAGUUUCGUUGGAAGACGUAAUUUCUAAAGCAAAAGGGUCGUCUAAUGAUAUAGUACUUGAAGGAUUACAACUUUAUUGCGAAAUUAAACUUUUUUAUGUGAAUUCAUUCCAACUUCUACAAGACAAAUAUAGAAAAAUGUUAAAAGAUGAAACAUUUACUGAUUGUAUUUUUAAGGUUGGUGAUGUAAUUAUGAAAGCGCAUCGGUGCGUUUUGGUUCAAGGCAGUGUAGUAUUUAAAAUAAUGUUUGGAGAUGUUGGCAUGAUUGAAGCAAAAACUGGUGAAGUCACAAUCUCUGAUACUACUCCAGAAUGUUUUCGAGCAUUGUUAGAAUAUAUUUAUACUGGAAAAAUUGGAAAAGAUGUAUUGAAAAAUAAUGUUGAAGGUAUUUUUGCUAUUGCACAUAAAUAUCAGGUGGAGAUGUUACAAUAUGAAUGUGAACGUUAUAUGGCAUCUUUGCUAAAUGCUGAAACAUUUUUUAAAUAUUGUGGAGUUAUUUCUUUAUAUGGUGCUACUACUUUGGAGAUUGCAUGUAAAGAAUAUUGUUUAAAAAACAAUGAAAUUUUUUUUGCUUCUAAAGAAUGGAAAGAUGUUAAAGAAACUUAUCCAGAAUUGGCUACUAAAUUUAUGGAUUUUUAUCUUUGUGAUGGAAUUUAUGGAGGUUAUUAUGAAGUAUCUUAUUGA